This is a messenger RNA of Bombina bombina (fire-bellied toad), 1140 nucleotides long. Its product is annotated as small nuclear ribonucleoprotein Sm D1. NCBI's taxonomy places the organism in Eukaryota, Metazoa, Chordata, Amphibia, Anura, Bombinatoridae. Bases 141 to 500 code for a protein of 119 amino acids. The record is from RefSeq and is a predicted model, not a curated record. Gene Ontology annotation, cellular component: spliceosomal tri-snRNP complex; U12-type spliceosomal complex; SMN-Sm protein complex. The transcript has 4 exons. Gene Ontology annotation, biological process: spliceosomal snRNP assembly; RNA processing. Gene Ontology annotation, molecular function: RNA binding.
UAUCGGAACCAUUAUAUUGCGUUCAUUCAUUGCCUGGCGAUUUGAGGCCUUGUAAUUGUGACCGUGAAUAAAAGGGGUUUACUGGGAAACCGGCUGGAUUUGUACGCAAAUAAUCAGCUCGGUGCUUUUUACCUGCAGUCAUGAAGCUAGUGAGAUUUUUGAUGAAACUGAGCCACGAGACAGUGACGAUAGAACUGAAAAAUGGGACUCAGGUUCACGGCACUAUCACAGGUGUUGACGUCAGUAUGAAUACACACUUGAAAGCUGUAAAAAUGACUGUGAAAAACAGAGAGCCUGUGCAGUUGGAGACUUUAAGUAUAAGAGGAAAUAAUAUCCGUUACUUUAUACUACCAGAUAGCUUGCCCCUUGACACCCUACUUGUUGACGUUGAACCAAAAGUUAAAUCUAAGAAAAGAGAAGCUGUUGCUGGAAGAGGCAGGGGAAGGGGCCGUGGAAGAGGACGAGGAAGAGGACGGGGGAGAGGAGGUCCAAGACGAUAACUUACUACUGCUUAUUUUCACCAUGAACCGGGAAUAUCUUUUUGUACAGAUUUUUGCUAAUUUUUAAUAAAAACCAGAAUGGGUGUGCCUGUUUUUUUUUCUUUGAAAUUGUACAAGUGCGUUUUUUUGUUUUUGUUUAAAGUAAACAGUUUUGUUAGUAGAUAACAUGUACAUUUCAAGUUCACAUUUGAAAUCAGUUGUAUGACAUGGUGGACCCCACAUUGCAAAAAAUGAAACUUUUCUGAUACAAGUGAAAAGGUAAAUCGUUCUGGGCACAAUUACCUUAUGUUUGCAGAAUACAUUUUGUUGAUCAGUCACUUUUAUCUAGUAGAACUUGUUAGUUUUUUUUUUUUUUGUUCUUUCAAAAACGUAGGCAAUUUGUUUUUGAUAAAAUGAGUCUUUCCAGGGAUUAUUAAAACGGCAUGAUAUAAGAAUCUGGUAGGUGUUUGCAAGACCGAUAAUUAAUUGGGGAUUAUCUGGGUCUUAUAAUAUUACUGAUUUGUAAAACAUAUACAGUGCAUAACAUGACAAACUGUUUUAUUUGCAUUGUGUGAAAAUUGUAUUUGAGACAGAACAUCCUACAGUUACAGGUUAAAACUGAUGUAUAUUCCAUUAAAAUAUCUUCAAAUUUGUAGAUUUA